Molecule: messenger RNA, 8770 nt
Organism: Malaya genurostris
Lineage: Eukaryota; Metazoa; Arthropoda; Insecta; Diptera; Culicidae
Product: protein dopey-1 homolog
Exons: 11
Coding region: 621-8168 (2515 amino acids)
Biological process (GO): Golgi to endosome transport
Cellular component (GO): trans-Golgi network; endosome
Source: RefSeq, a predicted model, not a curated record
GUCGUGUCGGAGCGGAGAAGAAAAAAAACGUCCACAAAGUCAUCCGAACUUUCGCACCGUUCAAACGAGAGAAGACGAAAUUCGGUGUGUUCCAGCAGAGCAAAGUUGCAAAUUUCGAUCGAAGUUUAUCAUUGAAUUGUGUUCGAAAUUCGAGAGAUCACAAAAAAUAUCAAAUCGAUUACGAUACUGGUACGAAUAGUGCACAAUUAAAACGAUGAAGUAGUGAAAAUUUCGGAUCAGUUUUUUUUUCUUGCAUCCAUACAGACAAGGCCAGUGAGCAAACACAAAGAAGAAGAAGAAGAAAUAUCGGAUUUUUUUUCUUAUAAAGAACGGUAUUGGCCUCCUGUUGGUGCUUUUGGUCACCGUUCGAUAUUAUUGUUGUUGCAGCAGAGCAGUGGUUAGUGUAUACAGCAGAAGCAAUCGAACAGCAGGUUUCACGGGGUUGGGAGGGGGAUAUAACGUUAGUGCUGGCGUUGCUGAGGCUGAAGUGUGUGCAUUGUGUUUUGAUACAACAAACAAACCGAGCGAUCAGUGUUCUCUCAUCAGAGACACGACCGUGAAAUUCGUCGGCAUUACUGAAUCAUCGCGAUCGCAAACCGGCAUCGGCUGUCAGUUCAAUCAUGGACACGGCCACCGGAUCCGGGCUGAUGGAGGAGUACGAUCUAAUGAAGCAAUCCAAAUAUCGGGUUUACAUGUCCAACAUUGACAAGACGCUGAAGAACUUUGAAUACUCGAGCGAAUGGGCGGAUCUGAUUUCGGCGCUCGGCAAACUAAACAAAGUCAUCUCGUCCAACUCGCAGUACCAGAUCAUUCCGAGACGGAUCAAAAUCUCGAAACGGCUUGCCCAGUGCAUGCAUCCGGCGUUACCGUCCGGGGUGCACCUGAAGGCCCUCGAAUCGUACGAUGUCAUAUUCAGCAAUAUCGGAGUCGACCGGCUGGCAUCGGAACUGUUUAUCUACAGUGCCGGGCUGUUUCCACUGUUGGGCUAUUCGGCGAUGAACGUGCGGCCUCCGCUGCUCUCAAUCUACGAGCAAUAUUUUGUUCCUUUAGGCGAAAAGUUGCGACCGGCACUGAGUGGAUUCCUCAGCGGAGUGUUUCCCGGUUUGGAAUCGGGUCAGGAUCAUUUCGAGCGAACUAGUUCCUUACUGGAUAAGGUAUGUCAAGCAGUCAAACCGGAAUGCUUCUACACGUGCCUGUGGGAAUGUAUCGUGACGAACGCUUCCGUUCGGCUACCUGCGAUCACCUACGUGUUGGAACAUUUCGACAAAAAACGGUCCUGUGUUGAACAGAAAGAACUGAUGGGCAGCAGUGUCGAGCUGCUGGCCACCGGAUUGUGCAGCUGCCUGAAUGAUUCAGUAAUUCUGGUGCAACGUAACACACUGGAAUUUUUGCUAUUGGCAUUUCCACUUCACGCAAAAAUUCUGUCCAAAAGAGACGUCAUUAAACAGGUGAAAACCGCUCUAAACACAAUUCUCAGGAGAGACAUGUCCCUCAAUCGGCGGCUCUAUUCGUGGCUUUUGGGGGCCGAUACAAGCCUGGGUAAACACCUGGAAGAUAUCGGCCACGACGGAGAAACCUCCGACCCAAAUAGUUACUUUGAAUCCCACUCGAAAGAGGUUCUCAUCAGUGCGUACAAACUCAUCCUAAAGUCCAGCGUUGCGUCCAAUCCGGUCGAUCUGAGCCCGUACAGGAUACUGAUUUCCCUGCUAGAUAAGGCGGAAAUUGGGCAGCGAAUUCUGGAUGACGUCCUGUGCGACAUAAUCCGAACGAUUUCGCUCUGCAACGGGAACUUGGAAGUUCAAAAAUCUGCCAACCUUCUGUUCUCUACGUUCGAUCCGUCCUACAUCUGGAACUAUAUGACGCUCCUGUACCGAGACAGUGCGGUAAAAAAACGUACCGCCGAGAAACGCCAUCCCAGCGGCGAUAGUCUCAGCAGUGCCAAUAUUCGGGAACACAUCAGGAUCGAUUCCGGACCACCGGGAUCAAUCGAAGUUUGCUUCCUGACCGAGUUUCUGCUGGAAACACUAUCACUCGAAAUGUACAACGAAACGACCCGGGUUUAUCUGCCGAAAUUUCUACUGUCGCUAAUACGAAUGCUUACGGUGUACUCGGAAAACAUGAACUCCAACGAGGUGGCAGCGUCUCUGAAGCUAUGCGUCAAGAUUGUCGCUAAGGUGCAACCGAUGAUUAUGUCGGAAAAAGUGCUGGAUCUCUCGAUCAGCACCCGCAGCAACAGCGUAACACCGGAAGGUCAGGAAGCCAAAGAAACGGUAUCGCUGGAGAAGAGCAACUCGGACUCGAAAAUCCACGAAAGUUCCCUGCAGGUAACGGAUAGCUCUUUCGCGCGAUCCAACUCCAGCCAGGGUUUAAACAAGAAGGGUAAAUACAGUAAAAAGUCGAAAAAAUCGAAAUCCUACACCAAACUGAGCGAACUGGAUCCGUCGGUAAGGGGUUCGAACGUGAGUGUGGCGAUGACGAACGGUUCGCCAGCGACGAUUGCCACGGCCAGUUCAACACCGAAUCUGAAAAAUGAGGACGGUGCUACCGCAAGCGGAGAAUCGAGCCAGGAGGAACGACACAGCAUGAGCAGUAUUGGUGAAGAUGGUCAACUGGAUGUGAUGGUGAAGGUUCCUGUGGCGCAGCAGAUGUCGUCGAAACCGUCGGCUCCGGUAACUCCAGCACAACUGCCGGACUGUCCAAUUCUCGAGAAGUGCAUCAAGCAGUACGUGUUGUUCUAUGAACUGUACGUUUGUAGACAAAUUUUCGGUGGAACUUCGUCAUCCACCAGCUCGGGGUCCUCCUCGGAGCAGGUUAGUUUGCAGGAUAAUUUGUUCAUCACUUCCGGCGAUACCAAGAGCUUGCUGAAUGACGAUGUGUUUGUAAUUAACACUUUGCUGUCGGAGUUGGAGGAAACAUUCCGGGUGCUACAGAUCGAUGGAAUGUCGGACAGUAGGAAACUGAAAGCCAUAUUGGCAAAAUCCAUGGAUGUCCAGCGGGAUUGUGAACAGUGGAACGGUAUGGACGUGUCGUCGGAGAGAAAUCACUUUGAAUUGGAACAACUGAUGGAAGGUAAUGACGUCAUAAAGCGACUACUGUCCGUACGGGUAUCGGAAUCGUUGCGGAGUGCGUUGAAACUUGCCUGUAACGUUCUGACUGAGAUGUCUUCAUUUCCAAGCUACGGAAGCGAUUGUGGUUUGAGUGAGAAGUGUAAAGACAUUCCGGGCUGGUUGAAAGCACUCACCAUUCUGACUUCGUUCAUCGGCGAUCUGGAUACUCAGCUGUCGGCAGCUCAGACAUUGAUUGACAUGGUUAGUUUGAUUAGAACAAAUGGUCGUAAGCCGAAAUCGAGUAGCUCCGGUACCACAUUCGUGAUGAUGAUGCCACUGCUGAAGCUUUCGCAUGUGACGUAUCUCGAGAGGAAGACAAAGGUAUUUCAGGUUCUUACGACUAUGCUGUGGAAUCAUCUGAAUGCGGGACGGAUGGAGGCCCGAAACAUCAGCGUUCUGCUGUACCGAAUUCAUAGCUGUUUGGAUACGAAAUUUACGGAGAAUGUGAUAAUCGGUAAAAUGCUUACACCGUCGCGCAGUCAUAACCAACCCGAUCACCGGAGUUUGCACGUCUACUGGUCAAUUCCGACACUGUCGAUCACGGAACUUAAAAUCGAUCCAACCGGUUUCCGACGGUUUCAGUUGCUGUGGAAACUCGGUCGCGAUACUCAUCACGGCAAGGAAUUCGAGAAACUUUUGUUUUUGGUUCUUGACACCCUGUCGUUGCCGGAUAACCUAUCGAUUAAAAUAUUCGUAUCGAAAUGGCUUCAGGAAGCGCUGGUACGGGGCGAUAUGGGACGAAUACUGAAACCACUGCUAAAAAUUUUGCUAAACGAAAGCACCAAACGGAUGAGCAUUGUUUACACUAAACGCUACCGGAAGGAUAACGACACCGGCAGUGAGUGGGAAAAAGAUCUCGUGGCGGACGGAGAUUCGUUUUUGGAUAAGGAAUGUUUUGCUGUCAGCUCCGAAGACGGUUACAUCCGGUACCACAUGGACAAUGUGCUGAGUAAAAAGCGUAGUCCGAUUCGAACGAUUCAGAAGAAAAUUUUCGGUGUCUCGAUCGGAUCGAAAUCGAACAGUUCGCAGGUGUCCAAUUAUAUUACCAGCGAAAGUUCGAAGGAGAUGGCGACGGCGGGUUCGGCCGCUGCUAUUGAUGAAUAUUUGAAAAUGUCAGUAAUAAUCAAUCCGUUGGAGUCGUCCGAGUUGAAUGGGAAAACAUCUCCCGGUAAAGAAAUGCGCAACCGGUCCAAUUCGACGGGACUGAUUGAGUGUUGUGAGCAAAGCGUUGGACUGGAAUCCGGUUCACUGCCGAACGGAGUGGAGAGGAAAGAGUUUCACCGUUCUACCUCGGACAUCGACGAAGCCAGUGAUGGUGAUUUCGAAAGGAAGAAGGGACGGCUGAGUGGCGGAAGCUACAGUAGGUCAACGACGGCUACCGGGUUCUACGAUACGGAAACCAUCAAACGGUACAUCGAAGAUGGUCCGAUCGUUGACUUUGUGAGUAAAUCGGGUGAUCGAUUUAAAAAUCGUAAAACCUAUCUGAUAUCGUCUAGUGCGGCCGGCUUGGCGGCGGAUGAUGACGGUUUCGUGUCGUCUGUUUCGGAUCGAAAUCUAAACUAUUCCUUCAUAUCGAACUCAUCGUCUGCCACGGUGACCGGCGGAAAUGACACCGGAAUCGUGUUCGAAUUAGGUUCGGAUGAAGCCGGAGGUACGUCGGAAACGACGGCCAGUGGAAGUGCGUUCGGCGGUGGAUCUCAGCGAAGUAGCAGUACCAGCAAAGACAGUGGUAAAAGCAAAGAAAAUGAUCCGGCCAGUUUGGGACGGCGUAAAAGUUGGCGACAGUCAUCGAAGCUACACCCAUUUCAGUCUCAUUUUCUUAUCUACGAGUCAAUAUUCAACACCAAACAAAUUCUGUACACGUUGGAAACGUUAAAGAACAUAUUGGCCAACGACAGUCGAUUUUUCCUGUGCCUCUCGGUGACCACUUCGGUUUCCAGUAGCCAAAUGCGAUCGUUGCUGAUUCGGCAUCGAAGAAACAUUUUCGGUAAGGGUUUUAGCGAUGGUCACGAUGAAGCGGAAUACCAAAGUCUGUACAGAGGCUGUAUGUAUCUGGAGGUGAUCGUGACGAUUCUGCUUUACUACACUCGAAGUUUCUAUCAGAAAGACGAGGAACAGAAGGUGCGACCAUCGAACGAUGACAUCAACGGCAAUGCCAAAAUUCAGCUCGAAUGUAUAAAACUGAUGAGAAAAAUCUUCACCGAGCUGCUGUUCACUGUGAAAGAUGUCGGUAAAAACCUGGCCAACUACAUCGCCGAUCUGAUGGAGAAAUGUAAGGUUCAGAAAAUCCUACUGUACUGUAUGACCUCAUCGGUCAACUACUUCACGACUCCGCAGUCCUACACCUACACGGACGAGAUUCUGGCCAACAAUGAUCCGGAAAAUACUCGCCUCAAUGCGGAAGCAUACCAAAUCGAACUGUUGAAUCUGUUGCUUGCCGUCAUAAAACUGGAACACGAAAUCAUGGUGCAACGGAACGACGAACGGUUCAUCGAAGGCAUCAAGUAUGUACUGUCCAGCAAUUCUCCGACUCGACCGGCUCCGGAAAACAAACGCGUCUACAAGUACAUUCCAAAUCAACUGGUUAGUCAGCAGCCAAUGUUCCUAUCGGCGGUACUGUCCGCGUUGCAAUCGGAGAAACUAAAAUACAUACACAAAAACUGGACCGAUAUGGUAACGUCCUGUCUGACCUGUCUGCCGCUGAACAAUCUGACCAACAUCGUUAUCAGCAUCAUUCACCAACUGUGCGACAAUCUGGAUCGAAUAACGAAACGAGACCGAAUCUACAACCAGUGCACGGAUUACAUCGUUGCCCAGCUGGAGGCCAUCACAGUAUUAUCGCACUACUGUCUGCUGGACAGCUCGCAGCAAAUUUCCUUAGCAAACGUGUUUUGUGCUUCGAGCAGCACCACGUCGUCGGUGACGAACUCCGGACAGAUAAUUAACAGCAUUGUAAAUGUGCUGCUGUCCUCGUCGCUUCUAAGCGGAAAUCAAGUCAAAAACAGUCACCAGGAAGUAGCGAAAACAGCGAUUCUCAGUCACCUGCCCCGGAUAAUCAUCACCAUUGCAACACUCUGGGAAACCAGCAUUAGUGAAUUCCGUCACGUCAAACACCAGCUGCUGGAAUUUCUCAGUCCAAUCUCGCUGCACUACGGUACCAAUUUCCUUACCGCAAUUUCGGUUGCAUGGUAUGAAAGAUGUAGCGACACCAUCACCGCAUCUAGCAGCGUUCCUGCGAACUCGGAAGGCACUGCCACUGCUGACGUAAAUAGUGAAGGUGAUUUCUUCCACAUUAUGGCCAAGGCUCUUCCGCAAGCUUGCGACAAUCAACUGCUACUGGUGAAACUCAUCUCCGGAAUUCGGAUAAUGUCGGUUGAUUCAUUCAUUCAAACCAUGCAUCAGGUGAUCAAAUCACCACCGCAAAUCUACCAACCCCCGGUCGGGUUAAAUCUUGCCGUCAGCGCACUGGAGUUGCUCUUUUUCUAUCUGAAAUCUGUGGCCCAAACGCAGUUCAACGACUGCUGGAGUUCUCUGUAUGCGCUGCUGAAAGACUGUCUGAAUCUGCAAAUUCCGGCACAGUUCGUGGCACUAUCGAUUUUGAACGAAUUCGUCCAACGAUGCCCGAAUAUCCCAUUCAGCGAUAAGAAGGACCUACGCGAUCUGCACGACGUUACCUCGCGACUGGUGGAAGCCAUUUCCAAUGUGGCCGGGUCGUGUCUGGAGCAGACGACCUGGCUACGGCGAAACCUCUCGGUCAAGGAGGAGUUCAGUUCGAUCGAGAGCACCAAGGACGGACUGCUGAUGCCAUCCAAUCAGCACUACUCCAUACAGGCGCAAUCGAUUCUUGCAGUUAUUCUUGCCCCACUGCUGGACGUUGCUUUCAGUUCGCAGGAGAAGGACAAAGUGAACACGAUCGUAACCGGGGUCAUGUACAACAUUGUGCCUUAUCUGAAGACCCACACCGCGAAGAACAUUCCGACGUUCCAUGCGUGCUCCAACUUGCUGGCGAGUUUGAGUACUUAUCAGUACACUCGGAAAGCGUGGCGAAAGGACGCUCUCGAUUUGCUGCUAGAUGGGACCUUCUUUCAAUUCGACAGCCGUUGUUUGCCGUACUGGAAAACUAUCCUCGAUAGUUUGAUGACCUGUGAUAAUACCACUUUUAGGGAUCUUAUGAAUCGCUUGCCACUAGCACAAACUGGAACUUUAAACAUAUUCACCUCCAAGGAACAAGAGUACGAACAGCGAGCGCUGCUGCUGAAACGAUUAGCCUUCGUCAUUUUUUGCAGCGAGUCUGAUCAGUAUCAUAAAUAUAUGCCAGAAAUUCAAGAACAACUUGCCAACAGCCUUCGACUGCCCCAGGUUGUGCCGUUGAUCCAGUCGGCUGUGUUUCUAUGCUUCCGCGUGUUGUUGCUUCGUAUGUCCGCGGAUAACGUGACCAGCUUGUGGCCAAUUAUUAUUGCCGAAAUGGUGCAAGUGUUCCUGUCCAUCGAACAGGAACUGAUGACCGACACCGAAGAAUUCAGAUCGCAAUCGAGCCAACACAUCCGGAUGCUAUCGGGACUGGACACUGCUUGGGUGACCAACACAAACAAUGGCCUGUACUCGUACGGACAUCCCCACUGGCGAAUGGUUCAGCUCGAAACGGCAAAACUGUUGGAGCUGGGCUGUGUACUGCCGGCAACCGUUCUACCGCACUUUCAGAUGUACCGUUGGGCAUUUGUGAGCAGUCAAAGUGAAAUCUUUCUGAAACCGGGAGGUUUGGAUGAUUCGAAGAACGUUGCUUUCAUUCCCCAUGUCACCCGGAUAUCGCAGCUGAUGGACUUCCGGUAUACAUCUCACUCACCGAAACCUCAGACGACCAAGGGAAGUCACAUCAUGCUGACCUGUCAGUCUAUCAACACCCUGCAGGAUUUGUACAGUUUCUUCUCGACCCUGUCGAUGCGGUGGCCUUCGCACAUUUCCUACACGGCCGACACCGAGAAGGACACCAAGACCUGUCUGGAGGAAAUCGAAAAAGUGUUGGCGUUGGAUUUUCUCGAGAAGAUGCCCUCGACCAAGUAGGGGUCAUUUUUAUGACCUUUCGCGGAACAGUAGCAACGGGCUGCAGAAGGCCAGGCCGUAGUGCAACUCUAACUAACCUACGUGUAAAUAUUAGAUGUACUCAUUUUUUGUUUUUAGUAAUCGGAUAUUUAAUUCAUUCGGCUUGUGAUUACUGUUAGUAUCUGUUUAUCUGGCUUUUUUCGAUGCCGCUUCAAUUGUGUACAGAAAGAAUACAAUGUAAUAACUAUUUAUUCGAAAUUAGAUUAGGGCAGCAGUGUUAGAUGAUGGUGAUCAUAAUAAAAUUUAUUGUGACAUGAAAAAAAAAAACAAACAGUUCUCUUCCAAAGUGAAACGACAAAAAGUGAUAGGAUUCAAAUCGGAAUGAAGCACACAGCGUACACAGACAACAACAACACAUGAACAUGAACAACGGCGGAGCGCUUGGUUCGCGUCUGCUGCUUAUUUUACCGUUACAGGUGCUUUUUUCGAGUCUAAUCGAACGCGUUAUACGAUAUAAAACAAAAAAAAAACAGCAAUAGUACAUGUUUAUUAUUUAAAACUAAACGAAGAAUCUAGUGAAUGUGAACUAAGUUUAAAUUUUUAAUUACCUAAUAAAAAAGUUA